AUGAGCAUAAUCCCAAAGUCAGUCUUUUAUGUGUUAACCUUUGCAAUUGUUUCCUUAGGCCAUGGAUCUGUUUUGAAUGAAGAUGGUGAAGUUGAGAUGGAUGCUAUUAUGGAUGGCAAAGAUUUAUCCUCGAGAGCUGUCUCUGCGGUCACAUGUAUUGCCCAUCCUCUAAUUCCUUUUCACUCUCUAUUUUCGAAGACUGAUCACCUGCUUUUAACUUGUAAAGGGACAUUGCUGUUUGCUAAGUCGCAAGGCAUCCCAGAAAUUCCUGGUGAAAAACCCACCACUGAGCGCUCAAGAGAAAGAUGGAAGAAAGAUCUAAAAUCUGGUUCAAUUCCAAAGUCAGUUGUAAGAGGUACAGGGACUGUUGGGGCUGUGGCUGUUGACAGCCAAGGAAAUGUGGCUUGUGCGACCUCUACUGGUGGAAUCAGUAAUAAAAUGGUUGGACGUGUUGGAGAUACACCAUGUAUAGGUAGCGGGGGCUUUGCAGAUAACAAUGUUGGUGCAGUUUCUACUAUAGGAGAUGGGAAAGCAUUAUGA
Messenger RNA from Staurois parvus, 540 nucleotides. NCBI's taxonomy places the organism in Eukaryota, Metazoa, Chordata, Amphibia, Anura, Ranidae. The record is from the annotation of a GenBank genome assembly.